AUGGAAACAACUGCCGAAGUACAACCUCUACUAGAAUUACAUCCAUACACGGUAAAAGAAGAAGAAGAAGAAGAGGAAAAAGUCAAACAACCACAAGCACAAGAACAACAACAAUCAUCAUCAUCAACAACACGACGACGGCGGGCUGCUGGUAUAGUAACACUGCAAUGUCCAUAUUGUCCCCGCACCAUCACAGGGGAUCCAAGUAAGAGUAUUCGCACAAAUUACAAUCGUCAUCUUCUCACACACACAAAGGAACGGCCAUACAAGUGUGAGUUUUGUCUCGCAGACUUCACAACGAGUACAAACAGACGACGGCACAUUAUCCGUCUUCAUCCAGACAUGGCAGCAUUAUUACCUAAUCCGCCUCGUAAGAAAGAGAUGGAGAAUGAGAAUACAGAGAAGGACGCGUCAAACCUCCAAGAAACAAAUACUCCUAUGAAUAGUAAUAGUAAUACCGUAUUAAUAUGUCGUUUCUGUGCGAAGGACUUUACAUGCAAAGGAUCACGCACAUUGCAUGAACGGCACUGCCCAUCAAGACCACAACCCGCACGAAUUAUACCCGCAAAGUCCACACAUACUAACAAUACUAUUAUUAAUACUAAUACUAAUACUAUUAAUACCAGUAUGGAUAGUAACGAGAAGAAAGAGGAAGAGGAAGAAGAAGAAGUACAAGAACCAAACAUUCUUAUUCCCUCUGCCCCUGGUGAUACCUUUGUGCUGUGCCCCAACUGCGAACAGGAACUCUCCGGCCGUGCCCAACUGCGGCGGCAUUUACGAUGUUUCUGCCCAUUCCGCGAGGAUGCCUUCGCGUCUCCAGAGCGGGAGGAGCGGCGAGAGUUGAGUUUAGAGAGAGUUGGGGCCCCACGCACAUGCACGCGGCGGAGUCGUCGGAUUCUCUCACGGCGACGGGCGGGAUCAGAUGGGCAUCGACGUGUACACAUGCGGCGAGAAGGCCAUGAAGAGAGAUGGAAUAGAGAGUAUACGUCUACUAAUACUACUACUACUACUACUAAUGAUAAUAAUAAUAAUAACGAUAGUAUCCAUACUAAUACUAGAACAACAACAACAACAGGAGAUGGAUGGGGUAAGAAACAACAACAACAAGAAGAAGAAGGAGAAAAGAGUACACUUCGUAGUGGUGAGAUAUUCCUUUCAGCACCACCGCUACUUGGAGAAAGGCCCAUGGCUUCUUCUUCUCCCUGCGGUAUUGGCAAAUGGAGUCUCACUACUAUUACUACUAGUACCAAUAGUACGACUGUUAUUUGUCCAUAUGAUGAUUGUAUGUCAACUUUUUCAUCACGUACACGUUGGUUGGCUCACGUUGCACGUCGUCAUCCUAAAGAACUCCAACAGGCGACUAGAGUCUCUUCUACAUCUGCAGUGAUGACUGCUUGUGCGAAACAAACCCUUUAA
Molecule: messenger RNA, 1416 nt
Organism: Trypanosoma theileri
Lineage: Eukaryota; Euglenozoa; Kinetoplastea; Trypanosomatida; Trypanosomatidae
Exons: 1
Coding region: 1-1416 (471 amino acids)
Biological process (GO): regulation of transcription by RNA polymerase II
Cellular component (GO): chromosome
Molecular function (GO): chromatin insulator sequence binding
Source: RefSeq, a predicted model, not a curated record